ACAAACGACUUCAUGUCAACUAGGUGCGCAGAGUGGCAUGAGACCGUAAUGAAAGGUGCAGGCAUGGUAACCAAAAUGUACGGCUUUCUUAUGGUGUACCCAACUUGCGUCCUACAUAUGCUCGAGGCAGAAACAGCGGUGCUUAUGCACGUGGUGAGGGCGCUGCGUGGCGAAGGCAAGCUGGAACCCAUCCUGGAAGGCGUCUGCGUCCUCUCCUUCACGGAAAUGGUCGCUAUGAAAGUGUGGCCGGCGUGGAUGAGCACCUUCGUAAAGAGCGACAACCUGGGGCCCUACGUCCACGAGGGCUUCCACGUCAUCCGCAAGAUAUCAGAGGUGAACAUAAAUUUACUCAAGGCUGGUCGCAUAUUCUCCGAUUUGCCAAAGGAUGAUUUGCCGGGAGCUUUAGAAUCACUACGGCACACUGUGGAAGAUCUUGUAGUGUGGGAUCCCAAUGAAAUAUGGAAAUUCAUACUAGACGAAAAAACACCGAAGUUGGAUGAAUUUUGGGAAUUGAUGUGCGAGCCUCCAGUGGUGGUUUUUGAUUCAGAUAAGAUAUGGCCAAUGACGGACCUCCCAAUUAGAGUUUUGGAUUGAUUUUUUUUCUUAUUUCUUUUUUAUGUUUCUGUUGUUGUUCAAUUGGAUUAAAAUUUUGAAGGAACCUUUAUUUUUUUUUACAAAACAAUGUUCUUAAUGUGGAACACAAUUUUG
This is a messenger RNA of Physcomitrium patens, 708 nucleotides long. RefSeq lists its product as uncharacterized. The record is from RefSeq and is a predicted model, not a curated record. Lineage: Eukaryota; Viridiplantae; Streptophyta; Bryopsida; Funariales; Funariaceae.